Molecule: messenger RNA, 1434 nt
Organism: Trichoderma reesei QM6a
Lineage: Eukaryota; Fungi; Ascomycota; Sordariomycetes; Hypocreales; Hypocreaceae
Exons: 3
Coding region: 1-1434 (477 amino acids)
Molecular function (GO): monooxygenase activity; oxidoreductase activity, acting on paired donors, with incorporation or reduction of molecular oxygen
Source: RefSeq, a predicted model, not a curated record
AUGGCAUCUACCGAUAGUUCGACAGAUGGUGUCCCCAAGAAGAAGCUUAUUCUCAAUGCCUUCGUCGAGUCCUGCAGCGGUCAUCAGUCCCCGGGCCUCUGGAGGCACCCGCAGGACCGUUCGGCCAACUUCAACAACAUCCAGCACUGGGUGGAGCUGGCUCAGUUGCUAGAGCGGGCUCACUUCCAUGGCAUAUUCAUUGCUGAUGUGCUGGGCCCUUAUGAUGUUUACAAAGGACCUCAGAACCCAGAUCCGGCCAUCAUCUCAGGAGCACAGAUACCUGUGAACGAGCCGCUGGUUCUCGUUCCGGCAAUGGCCGCAGCCACCAAGAACAUUGGCUUCGGUGUCACCAUUGCCACUACCUAUGAGCAGCCCUACCACCUUGCCCGUCGUCUUAGCACAGUCGACCAUCUGUCCGGUGGUAGAGUUGGCUGGAACAUUGUGACCGGCUAUCUCGACUCCGCUGCGAGGAACCUUGGCCUCACAGAGCAGCCCCCUCAUGAUGAGCGGUAUGCCAUUGCGGAUGAAUACGUCGAUGCCAUCUACAAGCUUUGGCAAGGAUCAUGGAGAGAUGAUGCUGUAAAGCUCGACGCCGAAAGGGGCAUCUUCACAGACCCCUCCCUAGUCAGGCCCAUCAACCACAAAGGCAAAUACUACACCGUCCCGGGACCCCAUAUCUGCCAACCAUCUCCCCAGCGCACCCCUGUCAUCAUGCAAGCCGGGACAUCCAAAGCCGGCAAAGCAUUCUCGGCCAAGAACGCAGAAGCAAUCUUUGUAGCUGGUCACAGUCCCUCCGUCAUAGCCAAAAACAUUGCCGAGAUUCGAGCCGCGGCCCGUGACGAGUACGGCCGAGACCCCAGCACCAUCAAGUUCUUGGCCAUGCUCUGCCCCAUCAUUGGAAAGACCCAGGAAGAAGCUGAGGCAAAGUAUCAGGAUUACAUCCAAUAUGGCUCUGAAGAUGGUGCUUUGGCGCUGUUUGGAGGCUGGACAGGUAUUGAUCUCGCCCAGUACGACGACGACCAAGAGCUUCGCCACGUAGAAUCCAACGCCAUUCGCUCCGCUGUGGAAGCCUGGUCCAAGGCAUCGCCGUCAGUCCCCAAAUGGACGAAGCGCGCUGUGGCAAAGCACAUCCAAGUCGGUGGCCUUGGAGCCACUGUAAUUGGAACGCCGGAGAAGGUGGCUGAUGAGAUGGAGCGGUGGGUCAGAGAAGCCGACGUUGACGGGUUCAACAUUGCGUAUGCUCUGAUGCCGCAGACGUUCCAGGACGUGAUUGAACUGCUUCUUCCGGUGCUGAGGCAACGGGGGCUAUUCUGGGAUGGAUAUGCCGUUGAUGGAGGAACAUACCGGGAGAACCUGUACGGGAAGAAGGGGCUGGCGCGGCCACCAGCGGACCAUCCGGCUGCUAAAUACCAUUGGAAGGCAGACUCCAGUUAG